GAACCCAGCAGGGGCGGACACGAGGCGGAGCGACUUCCCGAGGGGUCGAACUGCGCGCGGUGUUUCGCCUCUCCGGUUGAUCCGUCCCUGGUACCCCCACAGAUCGCAGGUACCCCCACAGAUCGCAGAGUCGCGAUGCCCAAGGUGAAGAGGAGCCGGAAGCCGCCGCCCGAUGGCUGGGAGCUCAUCGAGCCCACACUGGACGAGCUGGACCAGAAGAUGAGGGAAGCUGAGACGGAGCCACACGAAGGGAAGCGGAAGGUGGAGGCGCUGUGGCCGAUCUUCCGGAUCCACCACCAGAAGUCCCGCUACAUCUUCGACCUCUUCUACAAGAGGCACGCCAUCAGCAGAGAGCUGUACGAUUACUGCGUGAAGGAGGGCUACGCCGACGCCAGUCUCAUCGCCAAGUGGAAGAAGCCGGGCUACGAGAACCUCUGCUGCCUGCGCUGCAUUCAAACGCGCGACACAAACUUCGGCACCAACUGUAUCUGCCGCGUCCCCAAGGCCAAGCUGGAGGAGGGCAAGAUCGUCGAGUGCGUUCACUGUGGGUGUCGGGGCUGCUCCGGAUGAGAUCUCGGGCACCGUUAUCCCUCCCUCCCUCACUGCCCACACUCCUUCUGGCCUCCGUGCACCCCACACACUUUUAUGUUUUUUGUUAUUUACUGACGAUGUAGAAACUUCCUUUUGCAUUGUUUUCCUUUCUACUUGGCACUCACCUGCUAUUUACAUGCGAAAGCCCAGUUUGCCUUGGUCCAGUGAAGCGGGAGCUGCAAAUUUUAAGUUGGGGGGGGGUGGGUGGGCAGUGUCCUUGGGGGAAGAAAAAAACUCAAUGAUCCACAAAUGCUCAUUGUACAGAGAGGGGCUGGUUGGGUUGAGCGGGAGGAGAAAAGUGGGCCAACCGUGUGAAUCAUCAAAUGCUUUCAGAAUUGAGCGCGUACAUUUUUUAAAUAAUAAAACGUGGUUUGUCGAUUGUUUCAAUGAAGCCAGCAUGAGUUAUGUUUUCAAAAAAGUAAAUCUUUGUCACAUUUUUCCAAGAUACUCUACUUAAUGAAUAAAUAAUUUGCUGCCCUUUGUCAAUCAGCUGACCGAUGAAAGGGCCGCUUCCCUAUGAUGUAUCGGUCACGGGGACUUGAACCAUACUUCACCAAUACUGGUCGCUGUGGGAUUUGGUUUAUUGGGUAGGUGGAUGAAUGGCCCAGGACUGGCUCAGGUCUAACUUCACUUAUAUGCGUCACGGUCGCCGGAGAUCAAACUCGGGUCACAAGGUUCAUAGCGUACUGCGCUAACCGCAGCACCGCCGCUCCCAUAGCGUGGUGUUUCAUAAAUAUAACUGACGUAGAGUCGUUAUCGCCUCUGGUGAACUUUAGCAGUUGUUAGUCGUGUAGGGACAGAUAUCAUUUGUUGACUUGCAUCUGUAUUGUACAGUUAGCAUUGCAAUAAUUCAUAACCAAUUCUGAAUGGCAUAGCUGACAUGGGGACCCAACGCUACAAGGGACGGUGGACAUUGGCUGGGGCUAGCGACGGAGUGGCAACCCAAGGAGCGAACCGCGCUCCCGAGGACGGCUACCACGGAGAUGGAGCGGAUGAGUUGAGCUCGUGUGCACCGAUGGGAUUGCUGUAUUGCGAGACCGAGAGAAGGUGACGACUUAAAGGGGUGGUGGGGGCGAUCUUUAUCCAGCAGUAGAUGGAUCAUGGCCGGCUAUGAUAUCUCUGUUGUGGGUAAUUGUUCCACGUUGUGGAUCUUGGUAGAGCGUGGAUGUUCACGGUGCGUCUCUGUGCCAGGCGUGGAACGAUGCAUCCGCAUUGGUUAGGGAUGUCUUUCAGAUUAUUUUUUUGUAUUGAUUUCAAGUACCAGUAUUGGAUAUAAAAAUCGUGGCUUCGACGUACAAAAUUUAUGCAAAAAAAAACUUGAAUUGAUCCGAAAACAUGACCGUUACAGGAAGUGGCGUCACUUCCACGUUACAAGUUGAAUUUCUUUUGCUAAAUCGAGAUGUGACGUAGAAUCAGAAUCUGUCACCGUCACUUUUGCGAGCGUGAAGACAGGAAAAAUUGGUGCGGAACGCGAAUAAUCCAAUUGGCCAUGAAAAAUCCAAAACAGUGUAAACGGGGGAAACGGUCCUUUAUCGCUCUGUUAGCUCACGGUAACGUACGUCUGUCCGAACGGCGUGCUUCAGAUUCGACGUUUGAACCCACGUGUUGAAACCCGCGAUCAACAAACUAAACAACUUUUUUAUUUUACCAGGUAAGGCCUACUGAGCUGUACAGCUCUUGAGAAGCGACCUGGUCACAACUGAUAGCUCAAAGAAAGUGGCUUUUCACGUGGAAAUGUUUUGCAGCCAAAUACUCAACGCACGUUGAUUCUAAACGUGGAGGGGAAAGUCGGAGGACCCGGAGAAAACUCCACGUGAUCACGGGUAGAGAGAGAGAGACACGCAGGCUCCAAAUAUACAGCAGCAGGCGUCAGGGUUGGGAUCGAACCCACGAACCUCACGCGAACUAGGCGAGGGAGUUAACAUCUCUUAGCCACCGUGGCGUCACCACUACUACCCCGCAUCUCGCCCCGCACCGGGAGAUAUUUGCAUAAUCGUGACGCGAGCUUCCCCCCCCCCAACCCCUCUCUGCAGGGCUUGAUGCAAACACAGACCACCAUCAAUCCCCCUGUGAUGCUUAUUGCCUCAUCAUUCAAUUAUAGAGUCCGGCCCAGGGGCGCGCCUGUGUUUGUUGUGUGUGCGCGCGCGCGGUUUUUGUAAUCGUUAUUUCUAAAUGAACGAUGCGUUCCCGUGUCAUGGUUAAGGCUGGACAAAAUAAAAGAUCAAUUGCCCAUC
This is a messenger RNA of Petromyzon marinus (sea lamprey), 2825 nucleotides long. It is a transcript of the gene BUD31, whose product is annotated as BUD31 spliceosome associated protein. NCBI's taxonomy places the organism in Eukaryota, Metazoa, Chordata, Hyperoartia, Petromyzontiformes, Petromyzontidae. The record is from RefSeq and is a predicted model, not a curated record. Gene Ontology annotation, biological process: mRNA splicing, via spliceosome. Gene Ontology annotation, cellular component: nucleus; spliceosomal complex.